ACGCUUAUAUUAAUUUUUGUUUUUCUGUUCCAGAUUUCUGUAAAAAGACCAGAGACCCGUCGAGCUGUCCAGUAUGCGGCAUGACCAUAGCACUCGGCGAUCUAGAAACCCAUUUCAUGCACGAAUUGGAAAGACUGUACAAACUGAGCGGUACUGGGAUCAGUGCGACCAGAAAGCGGCCCAGAUCUGAACCUAAUCGACCCCCGGCCUUGCCUGGGGAUAGUGGCCCGGAAGGAAGGUGGGAGACAUUCCAAAGGAUAAGAACAAAUCGACAGGGUAGGCUCAGGAUAAAAAUUCGAAAACGGAGGAGUGACGAGAUGUGUCCGAUUUGCUCUGGACAUCCUCACAGGACUCAAGAAGAAAUCAAUAUGCAUGUCGAGAGGUGUGUUAGGAAAAAUUCGACAAUGACGGACGAAGACGAGACGGUAGACGUGGAAGGCGAUAGCGAACUGGAAGAAUGGCACGAAAAUCAAAGACGAAGAAUGAACAGUCUGAUAGAAGGCAUGACGAACGCCGUCGCCCAGGCGCCAAGCAGUACCAGAUUGACGACCACUGAAGGCGCGGAAGACGUGGAGAACGAUGGAGAUGACGUCAUUGUCGACGGGGACGAACCUGAGGUGGCGACUGUGAACUCGAGCAUGGACGUCGAAGUGAAAGUAGAAAGUGGAGACAGCAAAAAGACGUCUUCGAGCGCCAACAGCAAUCAGCAACAGCAGUGCGACAGCAACGUCAGCACCUCGGAUGCUGAACCGAGCACGAGAGCUCAGAUGAUCGAAGAGUUGAAGAAUAGGAUCAAACAGCUCGAAGCUGAAGGAGGAGGGGCGACUGAUACUACAACGACCACAACUACGACCAGUGACUCCAGUGAGGACUACAAGUGUUUGAUUUGUCUGGAACACUAUAAAAAACCAGUGAUAUCUACAGUCUGCUGGCAUGUUCACUGCGAGGAAUGCUGGCUUCACACUCUGGGUAGCAAAAAAAUGUGUCCUCAAUGCAGUAUGAUCAUAUCGCCUUCAGAUCUGCGACGUAUAUUUAUGUAAAAAGUGAUUCACCGUUUUCCUUGUUGUUAUUAUGUUACUAAUAUACUAUAUCGUAAACUCUAAUCGUAUGGUAAGCGGAAAAAGUAUGUAAAAAAUCAUUUCGCACAAGCAUACAUCUCAUAAAAUGCACCAGGAACAUAGAUGUCCGUAAUAAGUCAUUCAGAAAUGAUGUCUAUAGAAUCUUAUAGUUGCAAUGUAAGAUUUGCCAUUUUUCGUUAAUGUAACAUGUGAAACUUAUCCUUUGCGUAACGAUAUUUCUCUAGCCAAUCAGAACCAUAUGUCAAAGUCAUUGUCAUUUUUUCAACACAUGUGAAUCGAUUGGUCAGAGAAAUAUGGCGGAUCAUCAUUUUUGUUUGCCGAAAUAUUCUCGCUUAAUCUAUCCCGGGUUGUCCGGGGCAUUGUAUAUCAAAAAUCUUCAAAUAUACAAGGUGAUUCACAAGUCGUGACCAAAAGUAAAACAUCAUAAUCAGGACCGCAUUUUAAGGGGGGACUUCUAUGUAACAUUUUUUCCUCGAGAAAAAUAAAAAAUAAUUUUUUUUAGUAUCUUCAAAACCCUCAACUGGAAUGAACCAAAAUUUGGUAAAUUCCACGGUUUUUGACAUCGACCCCCACUAUACUAAAAACAUUAUCGACUUGUUUCUAUUCGGACAAAAUGUCAAUAUUCAUGAUCAGUUAUCGAGCAUGGCCAACUUUCAGUUGAAUGUUGAAAAAAGAUCGAAAUCACAGAUAAUUAAGCUACAGACAAGGCUUUAUCCAAUUUUUGUUACAAAAUUAUCGUAUUGCACUUCAUGUGACCCUAUAAACGGCGUGUCCUUUUUAGUAGUUCAUUCUCUGUGGUUUAGAUUUUUAAGUCAGUGUCAGUGAUAAUAUCAGGACGAUCGGCGACGCCACUUUUCCAUUUGUCGAUAUGGCACGAUAGAUACGAGGACUGUUUCAAAAAUAAGGUUUCCACAUUUUUUUCAGGCGCAAGGAAUUUUAUAUUUGAAAUAACAGAUUCACCAUUCGAAACGGUGACCUUUAAGCUAUUUUUUCCAUAUUCGCCAAUUUUUCCACGUAGUUCAGAGAUAUACUAACCUAAAGGUGCAAUAAUAGCGAUCUUUGCGUAUAUUUAAGGUUAUGCAGCAUGGCGAAUUAUCUUUUUUAAAUCAUAGACAUCUCAAAAUACAAAGCUUGUCCUUUCAAAUGCUAUUGAGUUUACUUAAAUACCUCGUUCAAUCGCUGGAGAUGUCACUUUAAAAUUUUUAGUUUUUGAAAACUUUAAAGUAUGAUAUCUCAGCGAAAGAUAAAGAUAUUUAAUCAAACUCAAUGACAUUUGAAAGGGUAAGGCUUUUCCUUUAAGAUGAUGUGUAUGGUUUAUAUGAACAAAAAAUCACCAUGCUACAUAACCCCAAUUAUGGCUCGUCAGAAAAAUGAAAACUUUAAAGUGUGAUAUCUCAGCG
This is a messenger RNA of Acanthoscelides obtectus, 2479 nucleotides long. The record is from the annotation of a GenBank genome assembly. Lineage: Eukaryota; Metazoa; Arthropoda; Insecta; Coleoptera; Chrysomelidae.